Messenger RNA from Saccharomycodes ludwigii, 1536 nucleotides. It is a transcript of the gene INO2, whose product is annotated as Ino2p. The coding region runs from base 1 to 1536 and encodes 511 amino acids. The transcript has a single exon. The record is from RefSeq and is a predicted model, not a curated record. NCBI's taxonomy places the organism in Eukaryota, Fungi, Ascomycota, Saccharomycetes, Saccharomycodales, Saccharomycodaceae. Gene Ontology annotation, molecular function: protein dimerization activity.
AUGAGAUCUCCAGAUGAUAAUUUUUUUGAUCUAUUUGAUUUCAAUAUUGAUUUUGAAACUGCAUAUGCUAUGAUCGAUGGCCCCAGUGUUACCACGCCGUCUACUACAGCUACCACAUCAAAUGGCCAUAUAAUUCACAGGGUAGGCUUGUUUUCGCCUAAUAGAACCUUCAACAAUAAUGAUGAUAAUGAUGACCAUAACAAUAAUACUACAUCAAUAAAUAUAACAAACAAAAACCCUAAUUCUAAUGUUAUUAACAAUCCUAAAACUGCAGAUGCCAAACCUGGUAGGAAAUUACUGGAUUCUCGAUCUAAAACGAUAAUCGACGCAAAUGCUUUGAAUUCUAGCCCAAACAAGAUAUCUGGUAAUGUUAACAUCAUCAAUAAUGGCGACAACGUAGACGAAGAUAAAUUAUCAUCUUUUUUUAGUACCAUAACAAGUGAUGAAGCAUUUACUCAGAGCAUAAAAAGUUUUUUUGAGGAUAUCAAUGAUGAAGAAGCAGAACAAGCGGAUGAUGAUUAUGAUGAUGAUGAUGAUGAUGAUGAUGAUGAUGAUGAUGGUGAUGAUGAUGGUGAUGAUGAUGGUGAUGAUGAUGAUGGUGAUGAUGAUAAUGAUGAUGAUGGUGAUGAGAUAGAGUAUACUCAUGAUAACUUUUCCGAAACACCCGAUGAGGAGCUUAAAACUCAUAAAAUAAAUGAAAGUGUUGAUAGUCAUAGUAUGGAUAAAUUAAAUCGUGAAACACAUGCACUAUUGGGCGAAACCAAAGACAUUCUUUUUAAUAAUGAUACCAACAAUAAUAAUACAGCGUUUCAAGAAAAUUUUAAAAAAAAAAAAGAUGCUAUAUCACAGAAAUCUUCAAUUCCUUUGGAAAUUGGUAAUAAGUUACAAUUUCCGCCACACACUCUAUUGAGUGUUAAUGAAUCUAAUGCAAUCGAGACAUUUUUAGAUAGUUUAGUCUCUAAUACCAGUAUUAAUAACAGUAAAAAAGAUACUACAACAAAGGUAGAAAAUACAGUGCACGAGACAAUGAAUUCUAGUAAUGCUAGUGCCGCUAAUAGUAAGCAAGAACAACCAACCACAUCUGAUAUUUUGGUUGCCGAUGUUAAUAAUACCGUUACAAAACCUCUGCGGAUUAAGUUGGAAUCGUUUACUGAACCGAAUUCCCCCACAGCUAUGUCGAUAGAAGAAUUGACUACCAAAUACCGGAAUAUAGUAGCCAAAUUAGAGGUACAAAAACAUAAACAUGUGAUUUCAGAACAAAAAAGGAGGAAAACUAUUAAAGAAGAUUUUGAAAUAUUAAAGAGCUUAGUACGAUAUCCCAGAAACUAUAAUUAUUAUACAACUACUGCUGCUUUUACGAAUAAUAAAGUCAUAAAAUCUACGAUGACUCAGUUAAAUCAAGAAAACACAAAAAAUAAAAAGAGGGUGCCGAAACAUCAAAUAUUACAAUAUCUUAUCCAGGAUAUUGAAAGAAUUAAAAUUGCCAAUGAUAUACUAAGAGGUUUACUUGUUGAUAUAAAAGAAAAAAAACAAUAA